This is a messenger RNA of Exophiala bonariae, 945 nucleotides long. RefSeq lists its product as uncharacterized. Bases 1 to 945 code for a protein of 314 amino acids. NCBI's taxonomy places the organism in Eukaryota, Fungi, Ascomycota, Eurotiomycetes, Chaetothyriales, Herpotrichiellaceae. The transcript has 2 exons. The record is from RefSeq and is a predicted model, not a curated record.
AUGGCUCGAAUAACUUCUCGACAUAGUCCCUUUGCUGCAGCUGUGUGCUGCAUAUUGAGCCUGUUCUCUAUCAUUCGUGCUCAAUUAAUCGGCUGCGAAGCUGUUGGAUGUCCACAAAGCGAUGGCACGACUUCAUCAUGUCCCAUUGGCAAUUUUACAGCUCAAGCGAUCGGAACCGCCAACUUUACCAGUGCCAUCUCUUCCGAUCCUCUGACCUGGACCGUCGCCUUCAAAUCAGAAAUCUCGCUCACAAACACAUCGGCUGACGUUUUGGAGAGGAGUUAUUACCUUGGAUCUCCAGCAUCGCUUGAUCUUGCCACCAUUGAUGUCAAAGGAUGUGCUCUGAUCUUCAAGGAUGUUGUCAAUCGACGUGAAUUCUCUCCGACGGAAGCUGGCACUUGCCCUUCCCUUCUGGGUGCUUCAUGUGUUUCCGACUUAAUGUCACAAGCCAACAAAACGCUCUUGGAAAUACUGGACACCGAAGACCCAACUUUCAUCUGCUCAAAGUUGGCCGUCCAACUUCGCGAUAACGCUCCAUCCAGUUGCAGCCUCACCGAUGACAAUUUAUGGGGUGCCAUCUCAGUACAAGACAUCACAGGUCCAUCCCUGCUUGGCCCCAUUGCGGUUGAUGCCACAUGCAAUCCAACCUCACGUGAUGGAUAUCACCUCAUAUCUAUCGACUCACAGCAAAGCACCACUCUGCCUAUCUCUGCUUCGGUGAAUGCAUUUGCGUGGGGAGUAACUCCAGUCGUGUCGGUUUUCUACUCAUCAACUUUGCCCUCCACAUUCGAAGCGCCUGAGAUCAGUCUGAGCUGUCUGAAACCGGUUGCACAAGACUCGAUUGUCGUCGUACCGCUCGAGAGUACAGCGACCAAUCUCAUAUCUAUACCAUGGACAUUGACUGCGAUUGCUACAUCACUCAUAUUUGCUCUCAUUUCCACAUGA